GCGGAGGACUCUCUCUCUCUCUCUCUCUCUCCAUCAUUUAUGAUCGCUCUUUCUCUCCGCUGCUCAUUUGCUCCGCGUCUUCAAUCACUCCUUCCGUUCUCAACCACAAAUCUGCGGCGUUCAGUCCAGUCAAGCAGCAUGAAUUGAACGCUUCUAAAUGACCAUCCGAGCGCGUAAAGCGUUUCCAUUCACCACAACUGUUUGGCUGUCAUCCAGCGCGCUCCGCUUUGGCUUCUUCCCGGAGAAGAAAGAGAGACUCUUGAUUUUCCCCUCUGCUGCUUUGGGUGUAAAUGUUGAAGCUUGAAUGGCUGGAGCUCAACCUGGCGUUCAUGCGCUUCAACUCAAGCCGGUGUGCGUGUCCGAGAGUCUGAAGCGAGGCAGUCGAUUUAUGAAAUGGGAUGAGGAUUCAUCUACGGUGACUCCAGUGACGUUGCGCGUCGAUCCGCAGGGAUACUUCCUGUACUGGACAGAUCAGAAUAAGGAAACAGAUCUAUUGGACAUCACCUACAUCAAAGAUGCAAGAACGGGGAAAUGCACCAAAACGCCAAAGGAGGCGAAGCUGCGGGAGCUGCUGGAUGUGGGGAAUCUGGUGGGCCGGAUAGAGAACCGGAUGCUGACGGUGGUGACUGGGCCAGACAUGGUCAACAUCCAGUACCUGAACUUCAUGGCCUUCCAAGAAGACGUCGCCAAGGAGUGGGCAGAUGAGCUCUUCAGUCUGGCGUCUAACCUGCUCGCUCAGAACAUGGGCCGAGAGUCCUGUCUGGAGAAAGCCUUCAUGAGACUCAAGCUACAGACGAAUCAGGAGGGUCGAAUCCCAGUGAAAAACAUCUUCCGCAUGUUCUCGACUGACCGGAAGCGCGUGGAGACGGCGCUGGAGAGCUGCAAUCUUCCGUCCGGCCGGAACGACUCCAUCCCUUUGGAGGAUUUGACGCCUGAUGUUUACAAAUCGUUCAUCAAAAACCUCUGCCCACGAUCUGAGAUCAACCAAAUAUUUGCUGAUCUCGGCGCGAAGAACAGAAACUAUCUGACGGUGGAUCAGAUGACAGAAUUCAUCAACAGCAAGCAGCGGGACCCGCGUCUGAACGAGAUCCUGUACCCACCGCUCAAACCCGAGCAAACCCAGCUGCUCAUGGAGAAGUUUGAGCCCAACACAGCUGGGAUUCAGAAAGGGCAGAUCUCAGUGGAGGGCUUCGCCAGGUAUCUGAUCAGUGAGGAGAACAGCGUCAUUCCUCCAGAAAAACUGGACCAGAGUGAAGACAUGACCUCAGUGGAGUGCUCAGGCAGGUAUCUGAUCAGUGAGGAGAACAGCGUCAUUCCUCCAGAAAAACUGGACCAGAGUGAAGACAUGACCUUCCCUCUCUCUCAGUACUUCAUCAACUCGUCCCACAACACCUACCUCACAG
Molecule: messenger RNA, 1403 nt
Organism: Sinocyclocheilus rhinocerous
Lineage: Eukaryota; Metazoa; Chordata; Actinopteri; Cypriniformes; Cyprinidae
Product: 1-phosphatidylinositol 4,5-bisphosphate phosphodiesterase beta-1-like
Exons: 10
Biological process (GO): release of sequestered calcium ion into cytosol; memory; phosphatidylinositol metabolic process
Cellular component (GO): cytoplasm; nuclear speck
Molecular function (GO): calmodulin binding; phosphatidylinositol-4,5-bisphosphate phospholipase C activity
Source: RefSeq, a predicted model, not a curated record